Molecule: messenger RNA, 1938 nt
Organism: Desarmillaria tabescens
Lineage: Eukaryota; Fungi; Basidiomycota; Agaricomycetes; Agaricales; Physalacriaceae
Product: regulator of G protein signaling domain-containing protein
Exons: 5
Coding region: 1-1938 (645 amino acids)
Biological process (GO): intracellular signal transduction
Source: RefSeq, a predicted model, not a curated record
AUGCCUGCCGAUUCCGACGCUCAGGCGACUUCAUCGCACAUGAUGAAGACAACAAAACGCGGAAGGCCUUUUCUCAAGGAUACCCUCGAUCUGUUUGCGACACUUAUCGUCUCGUUAGAGUUGACGCCGCACAAGCAGUUCUUUCGUACAUUCCCUAAUUCGUUCUCUACAGAUGAAGCCGCCCAGAACCUCGCCUCGCUCAAGUUUUCUCAGUCCAAUCGAGGGCCGGAUCCCAGGGAACCUUCGCGUGUGGUAACAACGACCACGACAACAACAUUCUCAAUGACCCGUGACAUGGCCAAGGCGAUGAGCCAGCACUUUAUGGAUGCCCGCCUUAUUGAGAACGCCGCAGACCCAUCCUCCAAUCUAUUCAAGGACAGGGGUGUAUACGUGCUUACGCCCAAGGGAUUGCACGUUCUGGAGCGCUUCAUAAGUAAAAAUGGUAUCAAUUCAGACCAUCUCCAGCAGGUCUUCGUCACCCAGCCCAUCUGCAUCAAGCUUCUCCACCUUGAGCGACGAUCAGCAGACGACGAAAUCAUAGUCACACAGUCCGUCAUCACUGCCCUCUUCCGACGCUUCGUCGGCCGGAGUCCCAACUUCCCAUCGGCAACCCCUUCUCCUGAUCCCUUCCAACGAUACAAUGAGCGAUCCAAAGGUGUUGCUCUCAUGGAAGUUACCGAACGUGCGCAACCGCUUCUCGGCAAGGGCCAGCAGGUUCACAAAUACUGUUUCGCGGCCGUCACCGCUCUCGAGUGGUUGUGCGACUUUACUUCGGUGGUUGGGCGUGAGGAGGCUGCAGAGAUGGCCGCACAGUUUGUCCGAUUCGGACUGAUCACCUUGGUUAGCGAUAAGCGGAAGAACAACGAUUCUGCGAUCAUCUUUACGGUCCGAGGAUCUGCCCCCGGUGGCAACUCUCCCGUUAGCCAACACGGAGAAUUCCGCUGUACCGCUAAGGCGAUAUACAAGAUCACGGAGGAAGGUCGCCGCCUCGCGCACUGGGACAAUCCAAGGCAAAUCGGCUCCCAUGAUUCGCCGAACGCAUCAUCGGCAACCCUCACAGAGCGUUCGUCUAUUGACAAGUCCACCGCAGACCAUAAUGAGAAGAAGAGCGGUGAUGCUAAGAUCCAUCGUCGCAUCUCGAUGGCAGAGAAGAUGAACGCUAGUUACGAUGCUGCGGACAAGAAGAAUAACCAGAAGGAGAGCAACGCAGAGCGUCUGCGGUACAUUUUGGAAGAGCCAGGUCUUCGUUCGCUCUUCCGAGAGUUCCUUCGUGGCAACUUCUGCGAGGAGAACUUGUCGUUCUGGCUUGACGUCGAGGACUUCAAGCGCAAGUUCAACAUCACCUCUAGUGCAGUAGCUGUUGCGCCUGCUGCUCCGCGCCCCGGUUCCAAGACAACGCCAGGACAAGCAGCGAUGGAGCGUCAUCAUGAAUCUCUCAUCAAUACGGCAUUCGUGAUCUAUAACACGUACCUUGCUCCCUCCAGUCAAUGCGAGCUGAAUAUCGACCACGGUCUGCGGAAUGAGCUGUCGAAGUAUUUGGAAGAUGUCGUGACGAGCCUAACGGGCAAGGCGUUCCAAGGGCGCGUCGAGCCUGAACAGGCAAAUGCUUUCAAUGCGACCCAGCUGCAGACCAUGAUCCGGUUGUAUGAACGGAUUCAGACUCAUGUCUUCCGGUUGAUGGCGACAGACUCAGUUCCUCGGUUCAUCAAGACGCCUAAGUUUUUGGCAAUGCGGAACUGGGUGGAGGACUUUGAUCCUACAGACGAUGAUGUCCGGCUGUUGACAUCUGCACCUUCUCAACCGCCAGGCCUCGGCUCAUCAGAGGAGACGGGCGGCGCAUACAUAACAAUAUCGCAGCAAGGCAGCGAGCGGGCGCAAGGCCAAACAAAUCCCGCCAUCUCGACGCCGCCGAACGCACCAUCAGCACCAUCAUCAUAG